GCGAAUAUUCCACUGCGCUAAUUUGUUCUUCCCGGGGAGGAGAUGGAGGACGUGAGCUUGGAGCUCGAGGCAAUGGAUGCCGUGUAUCGCCACGAUUGUAGGAUUUUGCAGCGAUGGCCUCCUCAUUUGGAGGUCCUUCUCAAGCCGCGCACGGCGGACGAGCUUCCUUUGCAGUUUGUGGAGAUUGUUCUCUCGAUCAAGGCAGGCGACAAGUAUCCAAGCCAUCCCCCAAAAUUCGAGCUUGUGCUUGUCAAGGGAUUGGAUGUGUCUCGGCAGAUCAAUCUCCUCACUGGCCUGGAGCUGGAGGCAAAUCGUUUGUCCAACGAGCCGAUGCUGGUCACAAUCUCAGAGUUUGCAGUGGAUUUUUUGACAUCAAACAACUAUCCGGAAGGAGAUUGCUGCUUUUGCUUGUUUCCUUUGGUGGAUCCUGCAUUGGAUCACGCUCAUCAACAUUACAUGAAGCUCAUGUCCUGCUUCCAUUGCUUCCACAGUGAUUGUUUCUCGGACUGGUGGAAGUGGCUUCCUGCAGACUCCACUGCGUCUUGUCCGGUUUGCCGGGCCGAGAUUCACACGCAAGACGUCGCUCAUGUAAAAGAGAUAUGCUCGAGAGGAUCAACUGUUGGCGUUGAAACUCGAGGCGAGCCAGAUGAAACGGCAGUAGCGGUGGUUCUCUGCGAGCAAAUGCCAGAAGUUUCACAUUCAACCGUUUCCACUUCUAGCGAUUCGUCUGAGUGGGCACAACUUCCUGUCUAUGACACCCAUGCGAGCCAUCGAAACAAGAAGAAACACUCGGCGCAUGCAGCAAAGAGGCAGUGGCUUCGCAAGCAAUCUGGCGAAGAAUUCAGAUAGAGAGCAGAAGAAUAUGAUACAGACUUUUCGGCAAAUCGGACGCUGCGUCUAGCGUCACGAACCGGGGAAGAAGAAGUGAAGCUCAACAACGCUACUCACGAAUUCGUUGAAAAGCUAUAUCGCUACAUCGCCUCGUUUUUCUGUUUUUUUCUUUCAGUCAUGGCACUGCCGACGUAGGAACGAUCGCAAUGGCUAUGUUGCUUACUAUUCUCAGUAGAGACAACGUGUGUUGGAAUGCCAUAAUCACAGCAUAUCCCAGGCUGGGCAUGUCUCUUACGUUUUUACAA
Messenger RNA from Selaginella moellendorffii, 1136 nucleotides. Its product is annotated as E3 ubiquitin-protein ligase RNF25. The transcript is spliced from 6 exons. NCBI's taxonomy places the organism in Eukaryota, Viridiplantae, Streptophyta, Lycopodiopsida, Selaginellales, Selaginellaceae. Gene Ontology annotation, cellular component: nucleus. The record is from RefSeq and is a predicted model, not a curated record. Gene Ontology annotation, molecular function: protein binding; ubiquitin protein ligase activity. Gene Ontology annotation, biological process: protein ubiquitination. Bases 43 to 849 code for a protein of 268 amino acids.